AUUUUCAGUUUACGAUUUGCACCGGGGCGAGACACCGGUCGGUGCAGGGGUCUCGUCAUUCAAAAUAUUCAUAAAUAUAUAUCGAUUUUUUAAUUAUUCAAAUUAUCCUAAUAUUAUCAUUCAUAUUUGGCAAAUUAUUUCGACGGGUGAUUGAUUUUGAACGGUGAAAAAAGUGAAUUUUUAUUUUUUAGUGUUGAAAAUUUUGUCGAAAUUUUAUAUUUGUUUAUAAAUUUUUAUCAAUUUUAAUUAACAAACUUUUAAUUGAUCUGUGGACACAUACAAUUUUGUUUAUUCUCCGAUGAAUACCAGCAGUGGUAUUGCAGCAAGCGAGAUGUCGAAUAUUUACAAUAAUUCAAUUGUUGCAUUUUGGCAGCAUGUAUUUCAUGAUGUAGCUGAUCCAAGAACGAAAGAGUGGUUUCUAAUGUCAUCACCAGUACCAGGUGCUAGUAUUAUGUUUGGAUAUUUGUAUUUCGUACUAUCAUGGGGUCCAAGACAUAUGGAGCAUCGUAAACCAUACAAACUCAAUAACACACUUAUUAUUUAUAAUUUUAUUCAAGUCUUAUUGAGUAUCUGGUUAUUUUGGGAGGGCCUGGAUGCAGCAUGGCUGAGAAAAUACAGCUGGAAAUGUGAACCAGUUGAUCAAUCAAACAGCCCAGAAGCACUAAGGAUUGCAAGAUGUGUGUAUAUAUAUUUUUUGGCUAAAAUAUCGGAAUUACUUGAUACUGUUUUUUUUGUUUUACGAAAAAAAGAAAAACAAGUUACAUUUCUUCAUAUGUAUCAUCAUACUGUUAUGCCGUUGAUAUCUUGGGGUGCUACAAAAUAUUAUCCUGGUGGACAUGGUACCUUUAUUGGUGUAAUCAACAGCUUUGUUCAUAUUGUUAUGUACACUUAUUAUUUACUUGCUGCUGCUUUACCACAGUAUCAAAAAUAUCUUUGGUGGAAAAAAUAUAUAACUACACUUCAAAUGGUACAAUUUUGUCUUGUAUCUAUUCACAGCUUUCAACUUCUUAUUUACGAUUGUGAAUAUCCAAGAUGGUCACUCAUAUUAAUUCUUCCAAAUGUCAUGUUUUUUUACUUUUUAUUUUCUGAUUUUUAUAAAAGAUCAUACGUCGCUAAUGAUAGUAAUAAAAAGCAAAUUAAAAUAGAUAACAGUGUUGAAAAUAUCACGGAAAAUGGCACGAAAAAAUUGACAAAUAAUUAUCAAAAUGAUAAAAAUAAACAAGCGUAAUUAAUUAUAAUUAAUAUUAAAAAUAUUGAAAAAAAAAAAAAAAACUAAAUUAAAUUUAUAAAUAAAUAAAAAUUAAUAUAUUUUACAAUUUUUUAUUUCUGGUAAAUACCGAAUCAAUUGGUGAUUUUACAAUAACAAAAUAAAUUUUUUUACAAUAUUUCAGGGCUUGAAAAAAAACCUGUGCCAAUUUUUUAAAUGAUUAAUUUUAAUUUUUACAUAAAAAAAAAAGCUUCACGUAAUAAAAUUUGCUCAAAUCUACGAUAUUUUAAAAAAAGCUAUUUUCAAUAUUUAUAUGAAAUAAAUAAUAGAUUUUUAAUAAUAAAUUGUACUAUUUUUAAAUGAAAAGGAAAAAAUUUUUUUUUCUUGUAGAUAUAUUAUUAUUUAAUAAUUUGCUCAUUGAUAAAUUUUAUUUAAUUAUAAAUUCUCAUAAGACAAAAAAAAAAAAAAUAGCUUUCAAUAAUAAAAUGAUUCAAUUUCUUUUUAUAAUUUUAUUUUUCAAUUCAUUUGACUGCUUUGUAACAAUUUUUUAAAAAUAAUUGCACUGUACAUUUAGUAUGUAAAAAGCCCAAAGAACAUGGCUUUAAUACAUAAACAAUUAAUUUUAACUAUUAAUUUCAUUCAAUAUAUAAAAAUACACAACUCGAGUCAAAAAAAAAUAAUGAAAAUUACAUUUGGAUUACGAAAAAAAAUAAAACAAUUAUCUAUCUAAAAAAAAAACACUAAAUAAACACUAACAAAACACCAAUUUGAUGAAAAAAAAAAAAAAUCAAUUUAUAUAAUAAUUUAUAGAUUUGUUAUUAUUAAUUUUUAAUAUACAUAAUUUUAUUUUAUCAACGUGUAUAAUAAAAAAAAAAAAAAAAAAUAAUUGUAAUUAUUUUGAGCACGAUAUUCAAUUACACUAUUAUGAUUUUUUUUUGUACAAUAUUACUAAUUAUAUACAAAAUAAAACAAGAUAAAAAUAAUUUGGUUUUGUUAUUUAAAAAUAACCAAGUAUUUAAACAAUUUUAAUAAUAAAUAUAAUUUUUUUUUUUUUCAUUUGUUUAAUUAUCAAAUUAAACAACACGUAUGAGCAAUAUAUAAUUUGUAUAAUUUUUAUAUUUUGAUUAGAAAAUAAAUGCUCUAAAUAUAUCUAAAUUUUUUUUUUUUUUUUUUUUUUUUUUUCUCAAGCUACACCCAAAAUUGUUGUAAAAAAAAAAAAAAAAAAUAAUAAAUAAAUUUUUUUAAAAUAGUUCUAUACGUUGAAUAACAAUUUCAUUAUUAUUUAUUUUUUUUCUUUAUAUAUGCUUAACCACUGUGUACGUAUGAAAAAAAAAAAAAUAAAAAAUAAUUUUUUUAUUUUCAUAUUUAUUCGUUAAUUAUUUGUGUAUUGUAUUAUUUUAAAUUUUUUUAUUUUUCUAUUUUUCCGACAAUUAACAGUUAAUUUUCUUGGCAAUUAAAUAGCGAUGAUAAAUGUAUGUAUUAUCAGAAUACGAUAUAAAUUGUCGUCACAGCUUGUCAAGGUAUAUUUGUUGUUGAACAUUAUUAUCA
Molecule: messenger RNA, 2755 nt
Organism: Aphidius gifuensis
Lineage: Eukaryota; Metazoa; Arthropoda; Insecta; Hymenoptera; Braconidae
Gene: sit
Product: elongation of very long chain fatty acids protein AAEL008004-like
Exons: 6
Coding region: 299-1228 (309 amino acids)
Biological process (GO): fatty acid elongation, saturated fatty acid; very long-chain fatty acid biosynthetic process; fatty acid elongation, polyunsaturated fatty acid
Cellular component (GO): endoplasmic reticulum membrane
Molecular function (GO): fatty acid elongase activity
Source: RefSeq, a predicted model, not a curated record